Molecule: messenger RNA, 1509 nt
Organism: Fonsecaea erecta
Lineage: Eukaryota; Fungi; Ascomycota; Eurotiomycetes; Chaetothyriales; Herpotrichiellaceae
Exons: 4
Coding region: 1-1509 (502 amino acids)
Source: RefSeq, a predicted model, not a curated record
AUGUUCAUCACAUACACGCACGUGGACCAGCUGAAGUCGCGCGCCAAAAAAUGGCAGGUCAACUCCUACCAGAACCAGCGCCGUAGGGAACUCAAGGCCACCCUGCCCGCGACCGACAACUCGGCUCGGUCCCAACGACCCAAAGUAUUGUCGUGGAAGAAGCAAGUCCCCUCCGGGUCUGAUGAGGCGCUGCGUCGGCAUCUCAACAGGGGAAGGUCGGUUGGGGGCAGUUCGGACGCCGGUGGUAUUGAUGAAGGCGACGAUGAGCAUGUGGCGAUAGUCCUCUUUGAAUCCCCUCUACCAACCGCCCCGGGAGGUCUGCGUUGCGAUCCUUUCAACUCGUAUCCCAUGGAGCCCACCGGCCGAGUACAGGCGACUGUGGAUUACUUCACCCAGAUAUACGCCCCUAUGAAUGCAGGCAACUACCGGGACGGCCAAGGAGGCAACUGGCUCCUGUCGUACCUCUUCCGCGUUGCACUGCAGGCCGAUCUGCUCUUUGAAGCGACCGUCCUGUUCAUAUGGAGCCAGCUCCCCGCGAGUCAGCUGGGAUCUUCUCCGGAAGAUCUCGAGCGAACCUUGAUGAGCCUCCGAGGAAGUGUAAUGCGGAAACUCCAUCAUCGUCUGACCGUACCACAGCUGCGCUGCGACGAUGUGACCAUCCAUACCGUACUGUCAUUGAUGGCCGGAGAUUUUCACCGCGGACAGGACGACCAUGUCGAGCUGCACCGAGAAGGACUCCGACGCAUCGUGGAUCUUCGGGGCGGACUGGCAAACAGUGACCUCCAACCUCAGACACGAUAUUCUGUCACUGCGACUGAGAUGAUGUGCGACUACGCGAUCCGGAGGCGCAAUCGCUCCCCCAAGACCAACAUCACACCCGACAGCACGUUGACGUAUCCAACCCAUCCAUUCCCGCCAUCCCUGUCCAAAGUCCUAUCGGAGUUGCCUGAAGGCUUCAGCGACAUGGCGCUGAAAACGCUCCUGUCGCACCAGGUCAUUCGUCUUCUUUACCGGAUGACUAAAAUCCUCGGAAAAGGCCCUGCAGCGUUCACAGAGGACACGUCUAUCGCGGUGGAGAUGAUGCGAUUGUCGAUGGACUCCUCCGUCCGUCAGCUCGAGAAGGCCAUUGUCACGCUGAGUUUUGCGUUUGGACGGUUCCUCGUCGACGUGACCACCAAAGGCCGCCCCGCCAACAGCUCAAAGCGCACUUUCAGAUCCAUGGAGGAGUCGUUGCGCGGCUUGUGCCACUCGAUCUUUGGACGUCUUGACGAGGCCGGCCAGGACUUUGUCGCCUGGGCCGUCUUCCUCCUCGCUUCUGCUGGGGUCAAUUACGGCGUGCCAGCAUCCAUGCGGGACGAGAUGCUCCGGAUUCUCUACAUGAGAGUCCCUGCCGCGAGACGGCUCGACGCGUUUCUAGAAAUGCUGAAGAGAUUCCUAUGGCAUGACAAGCUCGUACCAUGUGCAAAGGAGCUGUGGGAAAAGGUGGUGGAACAAAAAACUUCAAGUUGA